This is a messenger RNA of Hyaena hyaena (striped hyena), 2448 nucleotides long. RefSeq names its product phospholipase A2 group IVD (gene PLA2G4D). Gene Ontology annotation, molecular function: calcium-dependent phospholipid binding; calcium ion binding. The transcript is spliced from 20 exons. The record is from RefSeq and is a predicted model, not a curated record. Gene Ontology annotation, biological process: glycerophospholipid catabolic process. NCBI's taxonomy places the organism in Eukaryota, Metazoa, Chordata, Mammalia, Carnivora, Hyaenidae. Bases 1 to 2448 code for a protein of 815 amino acids. Gene Ontology annotation, cellular component: cytosol.
AUGGAAAGAUUGACAACUAGGGGACCACUUGGCCAUCCUCACCAGGUGGAGGCCUCUGCCUGCUGGCGGCUCACUGUGAAGGUCCUGGAGGCCCGGAACCUGGGCUGGGCUGACCUGUUGAGUGAGGCAGACCCCUAUGUGACCCUACAGCUGCCAACUGUAACUGGAACAAAGUUUAAAACAAAAACAAUCACCAACUCCAGUCAUCCUGUAUGGAAUGAGACCUUCAGUUUCCCAAUCCAGAGUCGGGUCAAGAAUGUUCUGGAGCUAAACGUCUAUGACGAGGACUCAGUCACGGAGGAUGAUGCCUGCUUCAAGGUUCUCUAUGAUGUCUCAGAAGUCCUCCCUGGCAAGCCGCUCCGGAAGACCUUCUCAAUGAGUCCCCAGGGACAAGAGGAGUUGGAUGUGGAGUUCCUGAUGGAAAAAACGUCGGGACGUCCAGAAAACCUCAUCACCAACAACGUCCUUGUGGCCCGAGAGCUGUCAUGCCUGGAUGUCCAACUGGACAGCGUUCGGAGCACAGCCACUGUCACAGAUCAGGAUGAGCUGGAGCUGGUGCUGAAGGGGUCAUAUGAAGACACACAGACAUCUGCGCUGGGCACAGCGCCUGCCUUCCGCUUCCAUUACAUGGCAGCCCAAGAGGCAGAAUUGAGUGGGCGUCUGAGGAGGUCAGAAAGCAGUGGCUCCAAUUCAGACAAGUCAGCUGAGCACCUCACUGUGCCCCUAAGGUCCUUGGCCGUGGGAGAGGAGGUGACCGUUAACAUUCCUGCUACAAAUGCCCCAGAAGUGAGGCUGCAGCUCAAGACUGAGAGCUGCCCUAAGGAGCUGGCUAUGCACCUGGGCUUUGAUCUGUGUACAGAGGAGAAAGCUUUCCUGAGCAGGAGGAAGCAAGUGGUGGCCAAGGCUCUCAAGCAGGCCUUGCAGCUGGACAGAGACCUACAGGAGGAUGAGGUCCCUGUUGUGGGCAUCAUGGCCACAGGAGGAGGUGCCCGGGCCAUGACCUCUCUCUACGGCCACCUGUUGGCCCUGCAGAAGCUGGGCCUCCUGGACUGUGUGACCUACUUCAGUGGCAUCUCGGGCUCUACAUGGGCAAUGGCCCACCUCUACGGGGACCCUGAGUGGUCACAGAGGGACCUUGAAGGACCCAUCAAAUAUACUAGGGAGCACCUGACCAAGAGCAAACUGGAGGCCUUCUCCGCAGAGCGCCUAGCGAGCUACCACCUGGAGCUUGAGCUGCGGGCUGAGCAAGGCCACCCCAAGACCUUUGUGGACCUGUGGGCUCUCUUGCUGGAGUCCAUGCUGCACGGCCAGGUGAUGGAUCAGAAGCUGUCCGAACAGAGAGCUGCACUGGAGCGGGGCCAGAACCCUCUGCCCCUCUAUUUGAGCCUCAACGUCAAAGAGAACGAUUUGGAGACCAUUGACUUCAAGGAGUGGGUAGAGUUUUCCCCCUAUGAGGUAGGGUUCCUGAAGUAUGGAGCCUUUGUCCCUUCUGAUCUCUUUGGCUCUGAGUUCUUCAUGGGGCGGCUGAUGAGGAAGCUCCCUGAGUCCCGGAUCUGCUUUCUGGAAGGUAUCUGGAGCAACAUUUUGUCCCUGAACUUGCUGGAUGCCUGGUAUGACCUCAUCAGCUCUGAUGACACCUGGAAGCAGCAUGUCAAGGACAAGAUCAGGAAUCUGGAGGAGUCUCCUGCGUCCGUGAGGACCUCCUCAUGGCGGGAGGCCUCUUGGCUGCAACCUGGAACAAUGCUGGCCAAGGCAUUUAAGGGCUUCCUGACAGGCAGGCCACUCCACCAGCACAGCCUCAACUUCCUCCAGGGCCUCCAGCUGCACCAGGACUACUGUAGUCAGAGAGACUUCUCCACCUGGGCAGACUGUGAUCUAGACUGCACCCCCGGCCAGCUUACCCCUCAGGAGCCCCAGCUCUGCCUGGUAGAUGUCGGCUACUUCCUCAACACCAGCUGUCCCUCCAUGUUCCGGCCCGGCCGCAGACUGGACCUCAUCCUCUCCUUCGACUACUCCCCAUCCUCACCCUUUGAGACACUGCAGCAGACUGAGUUGUACUGCCGGGCCCGGGGACUGCCGUUCCCUCGAGUGGACCCCAGCCCUCAGGACCAACACCAGCCAACAGAGUGCCACGUCUUCUCGGACCCCACCCUCCCUGAUGCCCCUGUCCUGCUGCACUUCCCACUGGUCAAUGCCUCUUUCAAGGACCACUCAGCCCCUGGUGUCCGGCGGAGCCCCGCAGAGCUCCCGGCUGGCCGGGUGGAUCUCACUGGCACCACCUCACCCUAUUCCCUGUUCAACAUGACCUACAAGGAGGAAGAUUUUGAUCGCCUGCUACAGCUUAGUGACUACAAUGUACGGAACAGCCAGGAUGCCAUUCUGCAGGCCUUGCGGGCUGCUGUGAAACGCCGGGCCCUAGCGGCCACACCUCCAACAGCACAGAAUUGA